UUUUCCCUCUUCAUCCCCACUCUCAACGUGGCUCGAAAUAUCCAAAAUAGCUCUCUCUACAAAGAUUGAUUUUUAGGGAUUGUAAUUAGGGUUUCAAUUCAUUAGAUUUUCAAUCCAAUCCCUGAUAGCUCCAUUUCUAGUGGUUGUUUGUGUCUUCAUCUUCUUUCACAGAUCUUCAAUUGUAGUAUCAAUGCAAGUCAUUUUCUCUCUCUUCCUCAAUCUCUUCGUCCCUUCAAUUCAAAAACGCAAUCAUUCGAUUUCAAAGUCAACUCACACGCAGAGUCCAGACUUCUUCGAUUUAGAAGCCAUUCCACGCACUAAAUCUCAGUGCUGAAUCGUGAUUUUGGUAUCAGGUAUGAUAUUGUGAUUAAGGUUAUUGUUUUGCUGUAUAAUUGUAUCUCCGUGGUUUGUGUUCGUGAAAUCUUGAAAAUGUAUGUGUUUUAAGGCAUUUCAAGGUGGAAAAUUUUGGGGAUAGGGUUAGGGUUUUGUGGAUAUGAUUAGGCAGAUUCUGGGUAAGCUUCCUCGGAAGCCAUCGUCGAAAUCAUCACACAACGAUUCGAACAAUGAUGGGGCGGUUUCAACUAUGAAUUCCUCGACUUGGAAUUCCAUGAAUAGCAGCUCGAAAAGCACUACGGUUUCUGGGAAAGUUUCGAAUUUGGGUUCUGGUGCAGGUCGCUCUAUCAAUGGAACAUAUGCCCCAAACUCAAUGAGUAAAUCAAAUCAAGGGAAGAAAUCGGGUCCCUUGGCUGCUCAAGGUGGUGGACCGGUGUCGAAUAUUGCAACAUAUGAAGCUUUGCCAAGUUUUCGUGAUGUUCCAAACCCAGAAAAGCAGAAUCUUUUCAUUAGGAAGUUGAAAAUGUGUUGUGUUGUCUUUGAUUUUAGUGACCCCUCUAAGAAUAUCAAAGAGAAGGAUAUAAAGCGGCAGACAUUGCUUGAGCUUGUUGAUUAUAUCUCCACUGUAAAUUCAAAGUUCAAUGAGGUCACAAUGCAGGAAAUUACAAAAAUGGUAGCUACCAAUUUAUUCAGAACUUUUCUAUCCACUAAUCAUGAAAGCAAGUCACCUGAUAUGUAUGAUGCAGAAGAAGAGGAACUGGCGACGGAACCAUCGUGGCCUCAUCUUCAGAUUGUGUAUGAAUUUCUACUUAGAUUUGUGGCUUCGUCAGAGACAGAUGCCAAGCUUGCUAAAAGAUAUGUAGACCAUUCGUUUGUGUUGCGUUUGCUGGACCUGUUUGACUCUGAGGAUCAAAGAGAGAGGGAGUACUUGAAGACGAUUCUCCACCGCAUUUAUGGGAAGUUUAUGGUGCAUCGGCCAUACAUUAGGAAAGCCAUCAACAAUAUCUUCUACCGUUUUAUCUUUGAGACAGAGAAGCACAAUGGGAUAGCAGAAUUGCUUGAGAUCUUGGGCAGUAUUAUUAAUGGUUUUGCUUUGCCUUUAAAGGAAGAGCACAAGCUUUUCCUUGUCCGUGCCUUGAUUCCACUUCACAAGCCCAAGUGUGUAGCCAUGUAUCACCAACAACUUUCAUAUUGCAUCACUCAGUUUGUGGAGAAGGAUAUAAAGCUAGCUGACACGGUAAUUCGUGGUCUUUUAAAGUAUUGGCCAUUAACUAACAGUUCAAAGGAGGUGAUGUUCCUCGGUGAGUUGGAAGAAGUUCUAGAAGCCACACAGGCUGCAGAAUUUCAGCGCUGCAUGGUCCCCCUUUUCCGUCAGAUUGGACGCUGCCUCAAUAGCUUACAUUUUCAGGUGGCUGAGCGUGCCUUGUUUCUCUGGAACAACGAUCACAUUGGGAAUUUGAUCACGCAGAACCGUAAAGUAAUACUGCCUAUAAUUUUCCCAGCCUUGGAGAGAAACACACGAAGUCACUGGAACCAAGCUGUUCAGAGCCUGACACUUAAUGUGAGGAAGAUAUUUUCAGAUGCUGACCAAGCACUGUUUGAUGAGUGCCUAGUAAGAUUCCAAGAAGAUGAAAUUAAGGAAAAGGAGGCUCAGGAGAAGCGGGAAUCAACAUGGAAGCGCUUGGAAGAUGUGGCAGCCUCCAAGGCUGUUGUAAGUAAUGAGGCUGUGCUUGUGAAGUUUGUCUCUUCUGUUGCCAUUGCUACCAACACAAAUCUGCGAACAACUGUGGGUAGUUGACAGCAUCAUGCCAUGCAAAUUGGAGAAAUUGCUCUCAUCACAUAUCAAGGAAUACAAAGGUGCAGUUUGGGGAUCAACGAACCCAAAGGAUGAAAAGUUAAGGGAUUGGUGAGCCGCUUCCCUAGGGUUUCAUAAAUGCAGGUUUGCAAGCUGAGAUUAUGAAAUGAAGGUAGAGUUUUGUGCAUAUUAAGGUGGCUCAUUUUACCCAUUUUUUUUUCCUUUGAAGGUUUGGAUGGCUUAUUCCUUCUUUUUUUUUUUCUUGUUGUUAGCCAUGGAUGGAGGUGUAGUGUGUGUUGUAUAUCAUAAGGAAUUUGGUUUAUAGAUGUAGCAUUUCUUUGAUUUCCUACCUGAUUAUAAUAUUUAUUGUGUAAUGAAGCAAAGAGACUGCUUCCUUUGUGCCUUAGUGCUGGCGUCUGUUUGCUUUCA
Camellia sinensis is the source of this 2557-nucleotide messenger RNA. Its product is annotated as serine/threonine protein phosphatase 2A 59 kDa regulatory subunit B' zeta isoform. Gene Ontology annotation, cellular component: protein phosphatase type 2A complex. Gene Ontology annotation, biological process: signal transduction. The record is from RefSeq and is a predicted model, not a curated record. NCBI's taxonomy places the organism in Eukaryota, Viridiplantae, Streptophyta, Magnoliopsida, Ericales, Theaceae. Gene Ontology annotation, molecular function: protein phosphatase regulator activity.